AUCAGUAAUUUCAGUUCUUCGAACACUUUUACAUAACAAAAUGAAACAAUUUUUAGUGCUUUUGGCUUUGGCUUGUGCCGUUGUGGCAAUGCCAUCAAUUGAGUAUCUUAAUUCAAAUGAAUUUGCACAACAGUUUGAAACGGAGGAGCAACUAAGAGAUUUUAUAGGCGAUAUUAUCAACAGCACUCUAAAUGGGGCCAUUUCUAAGAUGUCUGAUCCCAUGACAAUUGCUGAUAUACACAUGGACCAGAACUCUGAGGCUCUAGCCGGAACCAUUGAUAUUAAAGACAUUGCUAUCUCUGGUAUACAUAAGAUAGUAUCCACUGCCGUAUCAACCAAUCUCAUCACGCAACAACUGAACAUAUCAGUUUUGGUUCCUGAUCUUACUAUCAACUUCGGAGCUGCCGUCAACGUAGUGGUUCUGGAGCUGGUACCACUUUACGGUAGUGGAAAACAAAACAUCAAUAUUGGAGAUGUGAAACUAUCAAUAAAUGCCGUAGCCGAUCUCUCAAAAAUACCCAAAAUUCAAGUUUCGAAGGUGGACGUAGUUUUGAACGUAGGAUCUAUUACAUUCAACUUGAAUGGUCUCUUGGACAACCCAGAAUUCACAGCUUUGGUCAAUACUCUUCUCAACGACAACGUGGCUAAAUUCAUCGAUGAGCAUGGUAACUUUUUGAUGCCAAUUAUCGACGAUGCCAUCAAAACUCUCAUUAACUCUCUUUUUGCUUAGGCACUGCCAAGAUGCAGUCAGAAACAAUGCCGAACCAUUUUAGAAGGUUGUGGGGAUUUUUGUUUCCUUAGUGAAUCUGUUUUUGUAAUUUAUAGAACAUAUUACACACUGUAUUGAAAUAAUACUGAAUAUUGUGUAAAUAAAUAAUAAAUAAUGA
Diabrotica virgifera virgifera (western corn rootworm) is the source of this 887-nucleotide messenger RNA. RefSeq lists its product as uncharacterized. NCBI's taxonomy places the organism in Eukaryota, Metazoa, Arthropoda, Insecta, Coleoptera, Chrysomelidae. The record is from RefSeq and is a predicted model, not a curated record. The transcript is spliced from 5 exons. Bases 41 to 730 code for a protein of 229 amino acids.